Cornus florida is the source of this 1980-nucleotide messenger RNA. RefSeq names its product protein PAL OF QUIRKY. The record is from RefSeq and is a predicted model, not a curated record. Lineage: Eukaryota; Viridiplantae; Streptophyta; Magnoliopsida; Cornales; Cornaceae. The transcript has 2 exons. Gene Ontology annotation, molecular function: protein binding. The coding region runs from base 67 to 1692 and encodes 541 amino acids.
CACCGUCAUACACACACUCUUUCUAAACGGCGCAACCCCAGAUCUUCUCCCACCACCACCACCGCCAUGGAUUUUCCACCUCCGCCACCGCCUUCCAUCAUCACCGACGCCCAUUCUGACACGUUUCCAGCUGUCCCAAAUGAUAAGCUGCGCCUGAUGUGCAGCUACGGCGGACACAUAGUCACCCGUCCACACAACAAAUCCCUCUGUUACGCCGGCGGCGACACCCGCAUCGUGGCGGUGGAUCGCAGCACCACCGCCGCGACACUAUCUUCCCUUACCGCUCACCUUUCCCGCGCACUCUACAACAACCGCCCUUUUACCCUCAAGUACCAGCUCCCAAACGAAGACCUCGAUUCCCUCAUCUCCGUCACCACUGAUGAAGACCUCCAUAACAUGCUCGAAGAGAACGACCGCAUCGUAAGCUCCCCUAAUCCCUCCCGCAUCAGAUUGUUCCUCUUCCCCUUGAAGCCCGAAUCGAUCGGGUCUGUGCUUUUGGAUCCUAAAGCCGAGUCCUGGUUCUGCGACGCGUUGAAAGGAACCAAGAUUAUGCAGAGGGGACAAUCUGCUGAGUCGGGUUUGGUUAACGGGUUGAUGGGUCUCGAUUUUCUGGGUCCUUCGGAUUCAUCUGUUGAGAGCUUGAGUGAGGCUAAGAAUGGUUUGGAUCAGAGUAAUGUGCCUGAAUCGAUGGCGUUGGAGACGAGUUCGUCAUUUGGGUCCACGAGUUCGUCCAUUUCAAUGUCCAAUUUGCCUCCGAUUGGGGUUCAUUGUGAGGAUGGUGGUGUUAAUUUGCAGAAUAACAAGGUUAAAAUGCCUUUGUCAGGUUCAAUGGAAAGUGAUAAUAGUGUUGCAAGUGCUGUUUCUCACCCACGAACUUACCAAGACCCGCUCAUUCAUGUUACUUCGAUGGACACAAGGGUUUCUUCCAAUACUUUUGAAUCAGAGAGUGGUUUGACUGAAUCUUCAUCUGGGAUUCAUUUGCUGAAAACAGUUCCGAUUUCUGGGUAUCAAUUAUCUUCGCAAUCAGAUCAGAAACAGCAGCAACAAGAAGUGCAAUACGUUCCAGCAGUUGCCCACUACAUACCCCAAUACCCUACAGGCCCGUUGCCGAUGUCAUCUUAUUAUCCAGUGUAUCAUCCCCCGUUCCAUCAGCAGCAUUACAGCCAUUAUCAGCCAAGUCAACCAUACCCAAUUUAUUUAUUGCCUGUUAGGGAGACACAGCCUCACAAUAUGUCUGUGCAAUGUAAUUUAAUUGAAACUGCAACUGCUGCUUCAAGUCGGCCUCCUUUGCAUCCACAUACUGCCUUGAUCACUCCCACUGUAACUUAUAAAGAGGUUGAGGGAACUCCACCGACUCCGGAACUAGCUACGAAAGUUUAUAGAACAGUCCAAGGAGCAACCACACUUGUUAGUGUGCCUUCUAAUCAGAAGCAACAACAAUUUGUGGGUCCUCCUGAGCCGGUCCAUCCAUCCCAGUCUGUUGCCACUACUACGAUGGCUACAUCUAAUUUUGAUAACGAAUUUGAUGAUAAUCUUGCGUACAAUCAGAUAUACAAAACCCAGCCUUCAGCACCUGGACUGUCUCUUCAAUAUCAAAGCAUGAUGAAGGCCACGCCAGUAUUGUUAUCAGAGGCUCCCUCACAGCUGCAUACUGACAACAAUAAGCAGGUUGGAACCUCACAACCUCAAUGAGGCAGUUGUCCUGGAAGAAACAAUUUUGGUAUGAGUGUUUCUUUUGUUUAAUUGUCUUCUUUCAUGGUUUCAGUUUUGGUUUGGUUUUGGUAUGUGUUGUCUGUGAUAGAAAUAAGCAAGUGUGUCUUAUUUUUCUUUCGUUUUCAAUGAUAUGUUGUUAGUUUACCCAAGGGAUAUGAGGUGCAUAAAAUUAUACACUGAAUAUUGUAACUUUUAUACAAAUAUUGGUUGUUGUUUGUUCAAUCCAUGUAUCAUUUAUUUAUUUAAUAUGAGAGCUAUUUUUGCCCA